Molecule: messenger RNA, 15622 nt
Organism: Oxyura jamaicensis (ruddy duck)
Lineage: Eukaryota; Metazoa; Chordata; Aves; Anseriformes; Anatidae
Gene: KCNH5
Product: potassium voltage-gated channel subfamily H member 5
Exons: 11
Coding region: 216-3185 (989 amino acids)
Biological process (GO): potassium ion transmembrane transport; regulation of membrane potential
Cellular component (GO): membrane
Molecular function (GO): voltage-gated potassium channel activity
Source: RefSeq, a predicted model, not a curated record
GCGGGCGGCGGCGCUCGGCGGCGCCGUGCGCGGCGCGGCCCCAGUCCGCGCUGCAGCCGCCGCGGGGGCGCCACUACCAUGAGCGGCCGCGGCCGCCCCUGCGCGACUCACGGGCACCGGGCGCAGCAGCCGCCGCCGGCCCCCCCCCGCCGCUGCUGCCGCCGCCGCUGCAGCCGCUGCCGCGCACCCCCGGCCCCCGAGCCCGGCGCUGCAGGAUGCCGGGGGGCAAGAGAGGGCUGGUGGCACCGCAGAACACCUUCCUGGAGAACAUCGUCCGGCGCUCCAGCGAAUCCAGUUUUUUGUUGGGAAAUGCCCAGAUUGUGGACUGGCCUGUAGUUUAUAGUAAUGACGGUUUUUGUAAACUCUCUGGAUAUCAUCGCGCUGACGUCAUGCAGAAAAGUAGCACUUGCAGUUUUAUGUACGGUGAACUGACAGACAAGAAGACCAUUGAAAAAGUCAGACAGACUUUCGACAACUAUGAAUCAAACUGCUUUGAAAUUCUCCUCUACAAGAAAAACAGAACCCCAGUUUGGUUCUACAUGCAAAUUGCUCCUAUAAGAAAUGAGCAUGAAAAAGUGGUUUUGUUCCUGUGCACUUUUAAGGAUAUCACUUUGUUCAAGCAACCAAUUGAAGAUGAUUCAACAAAAGGUUGGACGAAGUUUGCGCGGCUGACGCGGGCCCUGACGAACAGCCGGAGCGUCCUGCAGCAGCUGACGCCAAUGAACAAAGCCGAGGUGGUGCACAAGCACUCCCGCCUGGCCGAGGUUCUCCAGCUGGGAUCUGAUAUUCUUCCUCAGUACAAGCAAGAAGCUCCAAAGACUCCACCACACAUUAUACUACAUUAUUGUGCUUUUAAGACCACUUGGGACUGGGUCAUCUUAAUUCUAACCUUCUACACAGCAAUUAUGGUUCCAUAUAAUGUCUCCUUCAAGACAAAACAGAACAACAUUGCCUGGCUCGUGCUGGACAGUGUCGUGGACGUAAUUUUUCUUGUUGACAUUGUUUUGAACUUUCAUACAACCUUUGUUGGUCCUGGUGGAGAGGUUAUAUCUGAUCCCAAACUCAUACGGAUGAACUACCUGAAAACGUGGUUUGUGAUUGAUCUUCUGUCCUGUUUACCAUAUGACAUCAUCAAUGCCUUUGAGAAUGUGGAUGAGGGGAUCAGUAGCCUCUUCAGUUCCUUAAAAGUGGUGCGUCUUCUCCGACUUGGUCGAGUUGCCAGGAAGUUGGACCAUUAUCUGGAAUAUGGUGCUGCUGUACUGGUACUGUUGGUAUGUGUGUUUGGACUGGUGGCCCAUUGGCUAGCCUGCAUAUGGUACAGCAUCGGGGACUAUGAAGUUAUAGACGAAGUCACUAAUACAAUCAAAACAGAUAGCUGGCUCUACCAGUUGGCACUGAGUAUCGGGACACCAUAUCGAUACAACACCACUGGCUCAGGGCAGUGGGAAGGAGGACCCAGUAAAGACUCCUUGUACAUAUCCUCUCUCUACUUUACCAUGACAAGCCUUACAACGAUAGGAUUUGGAAACAUAGCACCAACCACUGAUGGAGAGAAGAUUUUUUCGGUGGCCAUGAUGAUGGUCGGCUCUCUUCUUUAUGCAACUAUUUUUGGAAAUGUCACAACCAUUUUCCAGCAGAUGUAUGCCAACACCAACCGAUACCAUGAGAUGCUGAACAACGUGAGAGAUUUCCUGAAAUUAUAUCAAGUCCCAAAAGGCCUUAGUGAAAGAGUCAUGGAUUAUAUUGUCUCAACCUGGUCCAUGUCUAAAGGAAUUGACACAGAGAAGGUUCUCUCAAUUUGCCCAAAGGACAUGAGAGCAGAUAUUUGUGUGCACCUAAACCGGAAAGUUUUUAAUGAGCACCCUGCCUUCCGGCUGGCCAGCGACGGCUGCCUGCGAGCCCUGGCUGUGGAAUUUCAGACGAUCCAUUGUGCCCCAGGGGACCUCAUCUAUCAUGCUGGAGAAAGCGUUGAUGCGCUUUGCUUUGUGGUCUCAGGAUCCCUAGAAGUCAUCCAGGACGACGAGGUGGUGGCUAUUUUAGGUAAAGGCGAUGUGUUUGGUGAUAUCUUCUGGAAGGAAACAAGCCUGGCCCAUGCGUGUGCCAAUGUGCGGGCUCUGACAUACUGCGAUUUACAUAUUAUUAAACGAGAAGCCUUGCUUAAAGUGUUGGACUUUUACACUGCUUUCGCAAACUCAUUCUCAAGGAAUCUCACACUCACCUGCAAUUUGAGAAAACGGAUCAUCUUCCGGAAAAUCAGCGAUGUCAAGAAGGAGGAAGAGGAGCGCCUGCGCCAGAAGAAUGAGGUGACGCUGAGCAUCCCUGUGGACCACCCCGUGAGGAAACUCUUCCAGAAAUUCAAACAGCAAAAGGAGAUGCGUAAUCAAGGCUCAACCCACAUCGACCCGGAAAGGAACCAGCUUCAGGUGGAAAGCCGGAGCGUGCAGAACGGGGCCUCCAUCACGGGCACCAGUGUGGUCACCGUGUCUCAGAUCACCCCCAUCCAGACGUCCCUGGCUUACGUGAAAACCAGUGAGGCUGUGAAGCAGAACAACAGGGAUGCGAUGGAGCUCAAGCCCAAUGGAAAUGGAGACCAAAAAUGUCUCAAAGUGAACAGCCCCAUGCGGAUGAAAAACGGGAAUGGGAAAGGAUGGCUUCGGCUGAAGAACACGAUGGGGACCCACGAGGAGAAGAAGGAAGACUGGAACAACGUCACAAAGGCUGAGUCGAUGGGGCUGCUCUCGGAGGACCCCAAGUGCAACGACUCGGAGAACGGUGUAAAUAAAAACCCACUGAGGAAAACAGACUCUUGUGACAGUGGAAUAACAAAAAGUGACCUUCGCUUGGAUAAAGCCGGUGAGACUCGCAGCCCCCUGGAGCACAGCCCCAUUCAGGCUGAUGCUAGGCAUCCUUUCUACCCUAUUCCUGAGCAGGCCUUACAAACCACGCUGCAGGAAGUCAAGCACGAACUCAAAGAAGAUAUCCAGCUGCUAAGCAGCAGGAUGGCUGCCCUUGAGAAACAGGUGGCAGAAAUUUUAAAAAUAUUGUCUGAAAAGAACGUACCCCAGGUCUCCUCCCCCAAGUCUCAUUUAUCACCCCAGCGGCCCCCCCAGAUACCCUGCCAGGAUAUUUUUAGCGUUUCAAGGCCUGCAUCACCUGAAUCAGAAAAAGAUGAAAUCCACUUUUAGCAUAUACCUAUGUGUAUAUAUGUAUACAGUAUAUAUGCAGAGGUGUAUAUAUACCUUUAUACAUAUAUAUGUGUGUGUAUAAGGUAAAUAUAUAUACAUAUAUAUUUUCACUUGCAUCCAAUAUGACUUGAACACACCAAGGAUUUUGAUAUGUAAAUAUUUGCAUGUCCAGCUGGAUUCUGGCCUGCCAAAGAAAACAAUUAUUAACAUAGAUAUUGCUUGUAUAAUAUGCAGUUGACUGCAUGCACACUUUACAUUUAUUUAUAAUCUCUAUUAUGUAAUAAAAGAAUGACUUUUGUUUAACAAAGGCAAUGUACUAUUUAAAGAAUCAGGGUCUAACCUGCCAAUAUUGCCAUGACAGUUUUGAUCUCAGGCUGGGUGAAUUGAGCUUUUAUUUCCUCACUGUCUUUUCUGCCGAGUUAGACAGUAGGUUAACACGACGUGGUCGACACGUUCAGACUCCAAGUAGUACUGUUUCCUCUUAUCAUUCCAUUACAAUAUACUGUAUAUUUGGUGAUAAAUUCCCCCGCUCCCCUUGAAGGGAGGGCUUAGCUCAGUCGCCAGGGAAGGGCACCGUGUCGGGUGCUGGGGUAGAUCACUGGAAUUGAUUCAUGUGGGUGUUGUGCAUGCACAGCCUUUUCUUUCGAGUAUCCUCCUGCUCUUUUAACAUCAUAAGACAUAGUAGCGGUGAUUUAUGUAACGAAUUGAAACAAACAGAACAUCUCAGCUGCACGCGCUGUGUAUUUGGGGGUAACGCCUUUCUUGAAAGCCUCCUUUUCACGGAUGAGAUUUCUACUGAACUGUUAGCGUGACAUUAUGCAGAAUCUCUUUGCAGCACUUAGCAACAGUGUCCGCUUCUGUCAGUAUCUUCAUUAGGAUGUCCCUUUUUUUGCAGAACUGAGGUUGCUCUCUGGCUGUCCCCCACAUUGCCCCUGGCAGAAAAACUUUGCACAAGAUCUGAGCAAUUGUGCUUCAGCUCCUCAGGAGCCAGGUGAGCAGAUUUGGAAGCCUGAAGUUAAAAGGCUGCAGUUAAUCCCCCUCCACUCUUUUCUGAGGCUGUUUAUCAGUCUAAAACUACCUUUGAGAAAGAGAAAAUUACCAGUCAGGAUGUGAAGUUGGUGAUGGUGAAUUUCCCUUUAGCCUGAGGCAUUGGACAGUGAUGUUUGGGUGGGAGAGUGUUUUGUAGAGAUGAAGCCCUUCCUCAGGCAUUGACUGCUGCUCUUGCCUUGCACAUGCUGAAGGUUUCAGUGGCUGGGGUGUUGUGAUCCGAGUCCCAGCUCUCUGUGCCCAUACAAUCAGUCAUUGGGCACAUUAGGUCUGUGUUGGAUGCCCUGGCCCUCCUCUUGGCUGGUUCCCAUCAGCAUCUCCUCCUCCUGAACCACUCUCCCACCUCCAGCAGCUAGGCUGGUGCGUUGCCCCUCAUGAUGGCUCUGCAGGGCUGCAGCAAGACAGGCUUUUGCAUGGGCCCCUGAUUCUUCUGCUCUUUGAAGCUGAGAUCUUGGAGUCUGCCUGGGUCUGCACUUGAGUGUGGUGGGUUUUUUGCUUCUCUGUUUGCAGCGAGUGAGAAUCCAGGCACAUGUUUCUCAUAGCAGAAAUGGCCAUUGUGGCUUCAGAGCCACUGCUGGUACAGCUGGGGUCUGGCACAGCUGCGUUCACUGGCUCCUUCAGAGAAGGAUAUCCCCACCACACAUCUAUGGCCUCUGGCAUCAAGGUCCUGUGUCUUCAAAAGUGCCUUGAGUGAAACAUAUUAUGUACAACAAGGCAUCGCUAUCAAUCAGGUAAACAAAAGGCAUGGUUAUAAUUAGUGGGCAUCCUUACCAGACACCAGUGCCAGACAUUUUACUUCAUAUUAGGAAGCUAAGCUAACUAAAUAAAUUCCUGAGAAACCAAAAAAUCAAAAUCAGAAUCAAAAUAAAACAACAUAACAAAAACAGCAACAUUUAUGGUAGUGGCAAUUAGUAACCUGCAUCUUAGGGUGAUCAUAUCUCCUGCUGUGAAAUCCAAUCCCAUAAACUCCAAAAAGAUCACAAGAAAGCCAAAGAAGUCAUUGCUUCUGUUGUGUCAGUUCAUGGAGGGAAGACAGUGAUCUUUCCAAUUUGCUGUUCCUUUCGGGCCCAUUUCUGCCUCUCUUCCAGUCCCUUUCUUCAGGAAAUUAUAGAUGAAAAACUAAGAGUAAAAAGUCACCGAAAGGGACAACUCUUCCCAAAGACAGGCGGUGAGGCUGCCUCCUCAUUAUAGCUUUCUGCAGCUGCAGUUGCUGCUGUCAAAUUAGGCAGCUGUGCUUUGCAGCUGCUCUUCUAACAGGAAUACAAAUCUGCAAGCGCGCAGCCCUGCUGUGGUCUGCAGGGACAAACUGCAGAACAGCAAAACCUUCGGGGUCCCGCUCUAAACCCUGCCCUGCGACUGUGAAAGGGUCAGGGGUUAUGGGGUUAAGGAGUCACAGGGUUGCUGCAGGCUGCUGGAGUAUGCACGGACCUUGUGGGUAACAACUUAAGUGCCAAGUUUUGAAGAUUUGACUGUUCUUGCCUGGCUGGGGUCGCUGGCUCAGACAGACACACAGCACCUUACCCCACUGCCCCACCAGUUGCUGAGCCCUGCAGGCUGUCUGGGCUGGGGCUCGGUGAAGUUCCAGGGUGCAGGACUGUGCCAUGAGGUGGUGCUGCAAAAGAGCCAGCAGGGUGGUGGGGUGACUGUUGGACAGCUUUAGCCUUAAUGGCAUUCCUCUGCCUUUCUGAGGGACUUUCUUUCUUUCUCUGUGGUUGAUGUUAAUUCUAGCUAGAACUGCAUGGCAUGCAAAGGGAUCUGUUUGGUUCACCUUGCCAGUCAAGUGUAACUUUGUGCCACCUUACAACAUGAGAACAUGUAACAGGAUUCAUUUGACCUUGAAAAUUUUUCAAGUCCAGAACGUUUAUUGAGGUUCAAGUGCAACUGUACUGGUUAAAAUGCGUACUGGCUAAAAGCUGUAAAUAAUGUAAAAUAGCAAGUUCAUGAAACAAAGACAGCGUUUCCAGGCUUGCUGGUCCUGGUGCUGCUUUGACGCUGGUGUUGUCCCUCGCAAGGUCAGUGGGACCAGCUGGGGCCUGGCACCAGGCAGCAGUAGGAUCAGUGCGAUGGUGUCUUGCAAACAAACGCGAUAAACUUGAGCUACAGAUGGACUCCCCUCACCUCUGUGUGCUGGGGGUGCAGCUGGAGGCCCAAUUUGCACGAUCAGCUCUGAUGGCUACUGCUCUGAAAAUUCGGCCUGUACAAUUGUGAAGUGCUUUGCCUCCAAAAUUUCAUUUCACUUUGUUUCAUGGAGUUGUUACCAGGGCACUUCCAGCUUUCCCCUGUCCUCGUGGCUGUGCAUGAUGCGAUCAAGCGUGCUGCCGGCUGGGGCAAUCCCUCUCUGUCCAAGAAGCAGGAGUCCUCGUGGUGCGGUUCAGGCUUGACUGAAAGCAACCACCCACAGCUGUAAGAGCAGUAUGGGAAGCAAUGCGCCUCUUCCAGCUGAGCCAGCACUGAAGCAGCUACGUGCCGCGUGGACGGAGCUCUCGGCUUCCUGCUUCCCUUUCCCUUAGGAGCUGCGUGCCAGGACAGAUGUUCCUGCCACACCUGGUAACGCGGUUGUAGCACUCACCUUGUGCGCUGUGUGUUCAAAGCAUUUUACUACUCACACACAAGUGGAUUUUAUCUUUCUGGACACGAUACAAAUAGAAAUAAAAUGUGUACAGAAAAGUAAACACUUUCUGGAGCAAGCGAACUAGAGUACCUUGAAUAGCAUUUUUGUGUAACGUUACCUGUGUGAGAUAGAACAGCACUUCAGGAUAAUAGCUGAAAAAAAUAACUACUGUAGUGAAGAUAUAGAAGGGAAAUAUCCCUCGGUUCUUCCGAUUUUGUAUUUGUAAGUCCUGUUUUCCCUCUUUCUGUCUUUGCCACAGGACAGGGGUUAGAGCAGAGCUGACUUUGGAAGUGACAAACUUAAGCUUUGCCAACUUUUCUUUUCCCUGUUCUGCAGAAGUAGCACAACUGUAGGGACUUGAUGCUGCUGGCACUGAAGUUUGGGCUCAUUGCUAGCUCCAAAUUCAGUCUUCAUUUUACCACCAUGCGGAAAGCAACCCUGUUGUUACACAGGUGUGAACUGAAGCUUGAAUCUGAUGAACAUAUUGGACCUUAAAGUGUAUUUUGGAUUCCAGGACAAUUUUAGAGAACUGGCAGCUGCAGAAAUAAUGUUGCACUAUUUGCAAGCCACGGGCAGUCACUCUGGAAGUAACUGAGACCGCUAAGCAGACAUCAUCAUUUGCACAGGUCAGAAAACAGAUAUUGUGAUCACGAAAUAGCUUGGAGGCUUUUUGGGGGAAAAGACAUCCUGAACUGAAGGAAAAAAAAAAAAAAAAAGCCAAUGUUUUCAUAUGCAAUUUAUGAGUGAGGAGGAGGACGUGGAAUAUAUCAUGGUGACUUGACACUUUUUUACUUGGAUUUCGAGCAUUUAGAAAACCCAAACCUAUCUUUUCGGAUGUCAGAACUGGACAGAUGAUUCUUAAAAUAAAUAAUUUUUUUGUAAGUGAGGUGGCAUCAAAGUGAUACCCGUUUAAAAACAAAAAUGCAUUAAAAUGCCAUUUUGCUACAGAAGAGAGUUUUAACAGGUUUUGUUAUCAUUGUUUUUAACAGGCUGUAUCUAAAGGCUUUAUUCAAUUCUUCAAUUCUUUUUUUCUUUUAUUUAUUUUUUUUCAAAAGCUUCUCUGUGAACACAUAUCUUCAGGUGUAUAGGAUCUAUAGUGCUUUAUAGUCUUGCUGCUGACAUACUUGUCAGAGAAGUGGGGUUCCUUCGUAGAAAAGCAUCUCUUCGUGGUGGCCUGUGCUCCGUGACUCUCCAAUUCUGAGCUGCAACCAGAGCUGUGGCAUCAAACAGCAGUAGUUUACAUUAGUUCACAUUUUUCUUGGCACUUCUGUAUCUGCACUGAUUUCCUUCAGGAAAUUUAAGGACGGAAAUAGAAAAGUUGACGCUGUCGGUUUUCCCAGAUGACCCCAGUCCUUCACCUGUGUCUGCUGCCAGAGCAGCACAUUCGUGUGCAGCCCACAGGGAAGGAAGGUUUGAUCAGGCUGGAUUUCCACAUCUGAGAGCAGUCUUUCUAAUUUCCCCCUCCAUUUUUUCAAGCAGCUAACAGUAUCUCUAAAUGUUUUCAUUGUUUUUAAUAUGCUAUAGUGUAUUUCAAAAUGAAGUAAAUUCUUAAAGCAAAUUGCUGGAUGGAGACAAGAAGUCCACAUUACUUUUGGCAGGAAAGCAAGGCAUUUUUUUUUACUGACAUCAAGAAUAUUGUACAAAGAUCAGCUUUGUGAUACUUAACGAAUGACAAAAUAAAAUCAUCCUUACUGAGGGUGCAUUUAGUCGUACAGAAAAUUGACCUUGUGUUUCACUGUGGGACAAGAAGGCAGAUAUUGAUUUUGAACACUCAAAUGAUGCAACCAUUCAGAAAGGGCUUGUCCAGGCCAUAAUAAAUACAUUAAAUUAAUUUGUUAUGUUAUGUUAAUCAGCCUUUUGUUGCAAGGCAGGUGGAGCCAGGUAUCUGGGGCAAUAUUCUCACAAACUUUUCUAUCUAUAGUUUCUAAAGAUAAGUAUAUUUCAUGAUUUUCUGCUUGGACAUGUAAGCAUGCUUGGCCCACAGUCUGAGACUAUUGGUGUACACCAGUUCUGUAUCUGGCCGUCCUCCAUGAGUAUGUCAAUUAGCCGUGAUUAAAAGCCCUGUAAAAAGGGCUUUGUAUUAGGUUGGGCUCAGCCACCCCUGUGACAUGACAGUAUGUUAUCAGGCCCAGAGUAGAUUCAAUUCAGACCAAGCAGUGGCAGUCUAUAUGUUUCUGCCUGCCUGCAAAGGAUGUGUACACACGUCUGGCGUGUAUAUACCUGCUUGUUUGGAACAGGGACUCAGAGCUGGCCCGUUGAAGACAGGUGUUUCAGGCAGAUGGGAUAAAUCGCGCUCAGGACGUGUCAGUCUCUCAUCAUUUACUGUAGACUAAUGACUUUAGAUUAGACACUUGAUUUGUAGACUGCUGGAGGGUAAGUGAAGUGAAUCCAACUCGUAACUCAAGGCUGAUCCUGCUUGUAAAACAAGGUGCCCCGAAAAAGGACUGCUUACCAUCUUUCCAGCACAAGAGUACUUUCUGCAGAUGUGACCAGCCCAGGGAAGAUUGAAAUUUCUCAGCAUGCAGCCCAAAACAAAGUAUGCAACUCCUAAACUGCUUAAGACAGCUCCCUAAGGACACUCAGAUGCUCAGUUCUUGGCCUGUGAUGGCCAUUUUUUUUAACUUCUUACCCCAAUAUUGUGGCAAAUUAGUCCAGGGUGCCCCGCUUUCACAGGUAUAUGGCAAUCAUGAUGCUCUUACACAAUGGCAAGGCAUGGACAGGAAUCACCCGUCACCUUCUGGACAGUGAAAGGCUGCCACCUAUUUGGGAUUUUUGGCUGCUAUGGGACACCAAGGAUGCCAGGAGUCAUAGCUGAGCUGUGUUAUGCUGUGGAAAGAGGCCAAGGCUUGGCAAUGUUCAACAAAGGGAAAAAUGUGGUGGAGAUCUUCCAAAGUUUUAGCAGAGAGCUUCCAAGGUAGAGAAUGGCCAGCCAUCAGAUGAUUGCCCAGACUGCAGCAGAGCCCUGGCUCUGAGAUGGGCAGCGAGAGAGGAGAAGAAAGGACAUAAAGAACGAGGGUCCCAAACUGGUAGCAAUAUUCCACUGAAGUCCGUAUUUACUCGUCUCUGUAUAGUGGCUGUUUGUGCUUCGUAAUUUGUUUAUAUGUGGAUAUAGAGAGAGAUGACAGUAGGGAAAAGUAAAGGCUUCAGGGGAGGCUUGCCAGAGACCUGUUGGAAGGGGGGGCAUACGUUAUCUGGACUGUGCAGCAUCACAGUGAAUGGACCUGUCCUUGGCAUUGGCCUUGCUUUGAGUGGGGGAUUGGACCAAAGGAUUGCCAACAGGUCCCUUCUGAGCUGUGGUGUUGCAUCAUUUGGUGCUUCUGGAGGUUUUCCCCUCACAAAUAGAGAGGAGGUGAAGGUUGAAGGUUCUUAGCUAUGUCUCAUUGUUUUCUGGUUUUCGAUUUAAAUAGCAUACUGAGGAAUGUGUUAACCAUUUUCAGGAUAAAGAAUGUUUCUAAGAGCUGAUACUUAUCAAACAGACACCGGAGAAAUUUGGCAUAGUCUAAAACUACGGCAAAUAAAUGAAUUAAAGCCCUUCGCUGGUAUCAGCUACAUCCACACUCGGUGCCAAAGGCUGAGAAAAAUGGCUCGGUGACUGUGCGGUUUCUGGAAGCGGUGGGCUAACACAGAUACAUCAGCAACACCCACUCCCUCUUCCAGCCUCUUCCCCAGCCCAGAGAAAGGUGAUUACAGUGUCUCAGAAUGCCAUAAAAAUCAAUAGCAUUUGAGCUGUUUUUCAGUGUUGCACUGGCAGAGAUGCACAUCCAAGGUUAGUGCGAACAUGUGAAGGGCAGUGGCAAGUGGGUUUCUCCUAAGCAGCUGGAUCUGGGGGGUUAUUCUUACCCCUCUGGGUUCAGUCUGCUCCUCUCACUGCUGGUGUGUGGACACCAUUGCUCAAACAGGCUGGGUUUGUCCAUAGGGUCUGGGUACGUCUUUGGGCCCAUGCACAUCCCUGGAGGCUGCUCUGGCCCCACUCCCAGACUCCCCCUGUUUUCCUAGGGUAAUAUUACAGCCACAUUCCAAGGUUUACUCCUGGUUCUCUUAGAUUUAGCUGGAAAACUUUUUUUUUUUUUUUUUUUUUUUUCUAGACUCUAACCUCCUGCAUGUCCAUGAUGGCUCACAGGGUUACUCAAAAAAUCCUUUCCAAAUGGUGGCUUAGCAGCAAGUCCCCAGAUAAAUCAGGAACACCAGGGCAAACCUGCCAGUCUCAGUGCAUUAUUUUAUUAAAGAAACUUUUUUUUUUUUUUUAAUGUCUAUAUCUUUGGCUCUUCUGUACGAUCUUUAACAUUGUAGUGUCCCAUAAGGAUAGCAAGGACUAGAGCAGUUGUGUUUUUUUAUUUAGUCCUUUUAAUGGUAAGGGGAACUCAAAUGAGACAUUACCUGCACAGUCCAUCCAGCACCUGCCAUGUGUGACCGUUUUCUGUUUUCCUCCUCCAACUACACCUAAGGUGAAGUUCAGCACGAGCGGCACUUUGAACUGAUGCCUCGUAGCACUAGGAAGAGUCCUCUUCAUUUCCCCCAGCAGACCCAAGGUCUCUGCUCAACAGUUCCCUGUGUGUUACACCAGGACACUCAGGCGCUUUGCUGUCCUGGGCUCGGUUUCAGAAGAAUUUCCCACGUUGUUGCACCUCAUCUCUCUGCCAUCACUUGGUUUUCUUAGAGAAAAAAAAUAAAAUAAAAAAAAUGUGCUGGCGUCCAGCUCCUCCAGCUGGUGGGGGAGGAGAAGCAGUGGUGCCAUAGCCAGCGCUUUUAGGAUGAUGUCUGGGAAUCCAGCAGCACUCGAGGCUGCUGUCAGGACCAUUACUCCAGGUCACAGUUCAGUUAGUAAAUUGGGUGUAUUACCCAAGCUCUCAUGGAAAGUGUGUUUGUUUUUGUUUUUGUUUUCUAAAGCAAAACAUAAUUUGUGCUCUGCUUUUAAUUAGUCCUCUGGUGUCCCUGCUGGAUUAAUUACUGCCGCCUUCACUUGCAUCAUCAGAUGUUGUUUGGACACAGCUUCUUUUUGCUUUUUUUCUCUCACACUUUUUUUUUUUUUUCAUUUUUUUCUUUUUUCUUUUGGUAUAAUUAGGAGUCCUGGCAUUAAAACAAGCUCAGUUUGGUGGUACUUAAAAAUUACAGAGCUGAAACCUCACCUAAACGGGUAGCUUAAACCUGUCCUUUGAAUACCAAAAACGCCACCGCAUGUUCAAAUCUCAUGGCUUUGGGAUCACCGGCACACCAGUGUUUGAAAUGCCGUAAAUGUGUGAAUGUCCUCCUGAAACCAAGAACAAAAGUGUAUUUUUUGUUCUUCCGUGAUGUGGCUCUUAGGAAGGGACUGUGGGUGCAAGGGUGCGAUGGCUCCUUCCAGCUCUUGCUACUGCCGGUGGAUGCUCUGUAGGUCCCCAGCCUUGUUUUUUGACUUAAGGGCCAAGUGCCACUGACUGCAUAAUUCUGUCAAGUGGUAAAUUCAAUUUAUCGAGUGGGAGAGGCAGCAGCUCGCAAUAAGGCAGGAUUUGGGCUUUAAAAGUCUGCCUUGUGGGAACUGGGCAAGCUACCAGAAAGACAAUAAAGGAUUUAUCUGGCAACGCAUACCAAAGGAACACUAAACAUGCGAGCGGGAGAAUUUAUUGAUACCAGUGAAAAAGCUCAUUAGCGUUAAAGUGCAGAGCAACUCUGUAAAUGUACCUUUCAACUGCCCCAAUAAAAUCCCCGUACUCAGACGAGGGGAACUGAGGCUUUGUUGCUGUGCGGUGCAGAAUCGGCUAAUCAGCGUGCCCAGAAAAUUUCGCACACAGAACGACUCCCCAAAUGGAGUAGUUAGCCCUGUUUUACCAGCGUAGACAAAUUCCACAAAUAGCCUCAACCUACUUCCCCGGCCGCUAGUCUGACGGUGAUUCAGAGCUGUUCCUGCAGAUGGUACCGUGGUGUUUCUCGUAGGCAGGUUUGUUCCCUUCCUUGCUUGUCACUGGUGGUCGGUUAUUUGCUCUUCAGGAAAUCUGGGGCCCUGUAAGGGAGGUGGGACCCAACAGGAAACCUGCAGCUCACAGGGGUGCAGUGGAGAUGAGGAUUCACCACAUUUUAAAGUAAAACAUCCUGGUAGUAAAAAUAUUGCUCGUGCUCUCCUUUUUUCUCUUUCUUUCUUUGUUUUCCCUCCUCCCUACCUUGACCCUUUUCUUUUCUUCUUGCCUUGAUUAUAGGGCUAUCUGUCGACUUGUAGCUACAGGAAGAUUGAAUAAGUUAUGCUGCCCCAGCAGAUCUAAUGAGAUAAUUAUCUGUUUUGCUAUUUGUGUUCAGAAGAAAUAAUGUGCUAAUAGGAGCUGCAGAAGAAAUAAUGUGCUAAUAGGAGCUGCAGUCAGGGCUGAUUUGUUAAUGCCCUGCUUAAAUACCAGCCGGUGGCCCAGUGGUUCAGCCAAGUGGCCUCAGCAGCUGUUCUAAAUGGUGCUCUUCAUUUGGGAGGUAAAUAUUUUGAGGCUUCAAGCAUCCCGUGUAAGAAUUCCUGUUAAGGUCAGGAAAUCUUUCUGUUAAUUUCUCUAAGCCAGGUCUGAAGCACCAAGGCAGGGAGUUGUGGUGUGGGCUGAGCUUUCUGAAAACUGAGAACUGCUGGUACCGGAAUUUUAAUUUCAGGCCAUUGCUUAAUGCAAAUGGGUCCAAGUUUCCCUGCCCUACAAAAUGCUGCAUGCCAAACGCAGGCAGAAAUGGAGAGGAUGUGUUUGAAGCUUGGGACAGCUAGGUAAAUUGCCAUAAAAUCAGCUGAACCGAUCUGGGAAAGGGCACUUUUUAAUUAAUACAUAUUUGAAUCCAAAUUCUCGGUGUCUGAACUGUCAGUAAUCUCCAUCCAAAUUAACUGCUCAAAAUUCAUGACUGUCUAAAAUAGACUUACACAUGCCAGGUAGAUCAGCUGUGCAAACUCUCUCUGGGGAGAAGCCCAGAUAAAAAUAAAGUUAUUAUUUCCGCCACGGAGAGGGCCGAUGACAAAGGCAGGAGGUUGUGCACCAGGUGCUGGGAGGCUUUGAAUCCUGCCCAGCCUCCUCCGUAUCCAGCGCUGUUGGCUCAAAGUGGUCCAAAGGUCUGAGCUUUUGGGUCCUGGUGCGUUUCCUCGUGUCCAGCCACACCUGGAGUGGAGCAGAGCAUCAUGUAGGGAAGGGGUAGGACCUCAUGCAGUGUGGCCCCCUCCCCAAACCGGGCCCUGAAAGGUGAAUUCCCAGCUCUGUGAGAUGCCACGGGAGUUUUGGCACACAUUUUAGGAUUCCUCCCCUGCCUCCUCCAUCCCUUUGAAAUGCUUAUCAGUUCCCACUCAUGUUUAGGGACCUAGUCAUCCCAGGCUCUUAAAGGAAGAAAGAGAUGGAGAAUAGGUACUGGGAGGAGAGGGGGACGAGGAGUGGGCACGUUCCUUUGUCUCUGUGCUCCCUCAGCCCCCUGGUAGUGUCUGGUGACAGCAUCCACAUAAGGCUGGCUCAGGCUGUUCACCCCUUUGGUGGCAGGUGGAGACUUUUUAACCACUGGCAUCUCAGAGGACCCCAGUGCCAUCAAGACGCUGUACUCUCUUCCUAGCUUCUUUUCCCCUAGGCUCCCCCCCCUCCCCCUGGAUGACAGCUGAGAACUAAACUGAGCCAGGAGCUGCUACACCACUCACGUGCAUGGGGAAAAGGCAGAACCCCAAAACCAGCCCAGCCCAGCCUUGCCAGGCACCCCAUGGUCCGUGCUGAGCGCCCAUCCCAGCCAUAACCUGCCUUCCCCAUCUCCUUCUGUGCUGAAAUGCAGCCACGUGGCCAAGAUGUGGGAUUUUUCGUGUCCCUGGGAGCUGUGCAUUGCCAGCCCAGGGCUCACUGACUCGCUCAGCACCCUUGGGCACCCAGCAGGGCCAUCCCGCAACGCUAAUCCCUGGGGUUUGUGUGAACGGCUCCAUUCAAAUUAGCAGGACUUUCUUCUGAGUGAGGAUUAGUCAGAGGGGCACCAUGGGCUUUAAAACCUUUCACAGAGUAACUGCAGCUUUUGAAUGUAUGUGAUUCACAGACACUGGACUGAAGGGAGAAAUAUUUUGGGAAAACUCUUUUUUUUAUUUUAUUUUUUUUUCAAGGGAGAAAUUGGGGGAAAAGGUUAUGCUCGAAUAAUUAUUAUUAUUUUUUGUUACUACUUGCUGCUCUUUGUACACUAGCCAAUGCAAACAGCACUCAUGUUACUGACGAGACUUUUGAAGAGCCCAGCUCUCUUUUUUGCUGUUGUUAAUAUACUGAGGAUUUGGGGGGAUUUUAAAUGCCUCUGCCUUUCAGGAUUAUUUCUACAAAAGCAAUUAAGAACUGUAUUUUGACAGCAGAAAGCUUGUAAAAACUAGAGGAAAAAUAACAAUAAUAAAGCAUCUGAGACCGAACAGCUAGAACAGGAAUGCACCUCUGCUACCAUAUCUGAAAUCCGCGAAGCGAUCACGAGCAGCAUGAAGGAAGGCCCAUCUCCCUCCCUGCAGGACACCUCACAUCAGCCCACACGGAGCGGAUGCUGCCUGACCGAGGAGGAAGGUGUGGGACGUGGCUGCCCCGUCACUGCCACGGGCAGUCGGCCGAACCGGGUGAAGCCACAGCAAGUUUCUCCUUGCACUUUUCUGUUUUGCUGAAUUUCAACGACAAGGAAAAACGUGGGUCACUUUAAAAGCAUUGGCAGACAACUGUUUCUAACCCAAAGGAUUAUGGGUUUUAGCACAAUGAACUGUACUUCUUCAGGGAGGAUCAACUUUGAUUUUUUUUUUCCACACGUCUUUAUUUACAUGUGGCUAUAUUUUCAUUGAUACAGAAUAAAAAGUGCAUUUUAUUGA